AUGCUCAACGAUAACAUCGAAGUGUUCGCCCGGCGCGUAGGCCCGCGCGCGACGCGGUUCCUGGAAUACGUUCGCCCCGGGCACGCGCAGAAGUUCCACUCGCAGCACAUGCUAAGCUACAUCGAGGCGACGUCUGAGGAGUGCUUCCAGAUCCACGUGCGCCUUCACCACGGCUUCAAGUUCUAUACCGCCACUUGCCUCGAGAUCCGCCUUUGGCUCGAUGCCCACGGCGAGCCCGACGUCCACCUCUGUGAGAAGGUCCACAUACCCGCCGACGGCCGCAACUACUUUGACUUUAUCCUGAGAGACUUUGCCGUCCAGGUUGGAGAGCACUGGGAGAACGGCCGACUAUGUUUUGGAGAAGUGCAAGUCGACGAGGACAAGGAGAGGCUCUACAAGAAAUCGGAGCUCAAGAACCGCGCCAAGAAGCUCGGUUCCAUCCGCAUCUCCGUUCAGCGUGGCCGUCAGGACUCUGACCCUGUCCGAGAUGAAGAGCCGGAGUCCGUUGAUCUGGAUGGGAAAGUCACGUCGACUGAUCGCUCUAAUGGAAUAAGACAUUACGUGAAGACAGUCAAUAAUCGUGUCAUCAAUCCUCCCGCCAGCGACAAAUCAACGCUAUUCAAGCGUAUUGCCGGGCCCCAUGGAGAGCGCUUCACUUUCGAGCUCCGCUACCGUCACCGUGCCGAGCUCCAACGUCUAGGCAUGAUGGACGACGACGGCCGUCGUAUCGAGCUCACCACCGGAAACGAGGAGGAGGACGAGCCACCCACACCACCCAGCCGGAGACCAGCCCCGUCCGCGAGUACCGGCACCUUGCCAUCAUCUCUGCCGGCCUCCUCCUCCCCUCACGUCCCCGCAGAUCUUCUGCCAUACAUGUCUUCCCCGCCUGGUCUCGCUUCCAGCUCGCUCUCCAGGCACACGACGAAGCGCGCCCGCAUCCCCAGCGCUCCAUCCUCUUACCAUCCUCCCCGCACCGCACCCGCCUCCUCGGACAGAUCGCUCCCCCCGGCCGGCCCUGCCUCCUCCCCUCCGCACAAGAAGCGCCAUCUCCUCCCCGGCAUCUCCCGGCAGGAGAACAGCAGCGCAUCUCCGCUGCCGACGUCUCCUCCGACCGCGCGUCGCAAUGCCGCGCCGCCCAUCGAUCUCACGCGCGACGUCUCUCCGACGCCCUCGCCUCCACGAACGACGACGAGGCCAAUGCUGCCGGCGCCGCUGUCCACGCUGAGACACGCGCCAUCAGCCAACACCGGCGCCCUCUCCUCCUCCUCCCCUCCUCCUCCUCCCUCCCGCUCCUCCCCCCGCGCCCCUUCGUCUCCAUUGCCCGCGCAGCCGCAUCCGCAUCCGCUGCAGCAUCACCGCCGCCCGUCGUCCACCAAGCCCUCGAUCCGGCGUCCUCUCCUUCUCCCCCCUCCUCUUCCGGCCUCGGUCUCGGCGAACAAGCCUCUCUCCUCUUCCACGUCCGUCCCGCGCAGCUGCGGCGGCGGUGGUGGUGGUAACUUGCCUCUGCCACCGACCGCCCUUCCUGCCGCGUCGACGAACAGGUUGCCUUCUUCUUCUUUCCCGCUGACGGCGCAGCCCCCGGCACCGAGGAGCCACGACGUUAACAUGACGUUUGCAGGCUUCCCGGUCGAACUCCAAGCGGCGGGCGGCCGCAUGACGUCCAACGGCAGCGGCGGCGGUCGUGACGACAACGACAACGGCAUUGCUACCAUUGCUGCCGCCGCGUCGGCGUCGUCGUCGUCAUCCUUCUCUUCCUCCUCCCUCUUCGGCGACGAACACCGCAGCGGACGCGGCCGUAGUGGCGCUGGCGGUCGUGGUCAUCAUGAUGAUGAUGAUAACGAUGAUGGCGGCAAUAGCGACGACGAGGACGACGACCAUUACCAAGAUGACGACAACGCUGACGACAUGAGCCAGGCGGAGCUGGAGCUGGAGCUGCGGCGCAUGCGGGUGCAGCAGCGCGCGUUCGAGGUGGAGAAGAGGCGGUUGGAGGUGAGGCAGCGGCAGAUGGAGUAUGAGAUCAGGCUCGAGAGGGUGAAGAGGAGGUCGGCGGCGGCGGCGCAGGAGCAGGAGCAGUGGCAGCAGCAAGGGCAGCAAGGGCGGGGGAGUGGUGGUGGUGGUGGUGGUGCUGGUCCGUCGGCUGGGGACGGCGACGGCGAAUUCUGA
Messenger RNA from Diplodia corticola, 2163 nucleotides. RefSeq lists its product as uncharacterized. The record is from RefSeq and is a predicted model, not a curated record. The transcript is spliced from 4 exons. NCBI's taxonomy places the organism in Eukaryota, Fungi, Ascomycota, Dothideomycetes, Botryosphaeriales, Botryosphaeriaceae. Bases 1 to 2163 code for a protein of 720 amino acids.